AGCCAGAAGUGACAUCACUUUCCAGAAUUCCCCUUCAGUACCGUCUCAACGACGAAGAAGAGCAAGAGCGACGCUGAAAACAAGGAGUGAGCAACUGUCUGUGAUUCCCACGCUAAUCUAACAACCAAGACAUUAAAGGAUGUCUCUGUAUCCAUCUCUCGAAGACCUGAAGGUCGACAAGGUCAUCAAGGCCCAGGCCCAGUUUGCCCAGACUACCACCCCCAUGCCUGCCAUCACUGAGGGAACCUAUCAGCUUCAGCCUGCUACUGCUGGGAUGCCAGGAUCAAGCUUGUACCCAAACCUGGAGGAGCUGGGAGACUACAUGGGACUGGCUCUCAACAGUGAUGAAGUCCAGAGGAACUUGGCCCUGUUGCCCGUGGCUGAUAAUCAAGUGGCAGUGCCCUCCAGCUCAGGUGUCGGGGGCAUGGUGCGGCCCGUCACAGGGGCGGACGUCGGCAUCAGGCGGGCAGAGAUCCGCCCAGGACUGCGGGAGAUUAUACUCUGUAAGGACCAGGACAGGAAGGUGGGACUCCGGCUCAGGGCCAUCGACAACGGAGUGUUUGUCCAGCUGGUACAGGCCAACUCCCCUGCGGCUCUGGCCGGGCUUCGUUUUGGAGACCAGGUCCUGCAGAUCAAUGGACAGAACUGUGCCGGCUGGAGUGUAGACAAGGCCCACAAGGCGUUGAAGGCUGCGGCCGAGACCCGCAUUGAGCUUGUGGUCAGGGACAGGCCAUUUCAGCGCACCGUCACCAUGCACAAAGACAGCUCAGGCCACGUGGGCUUCAUCUACAAGUCUGGAAAAAUCACCUCACUGGUCAAGGAUGGCUCUGCUGCCCGCAACGGUCUGCUGACUGAGCAUUACAUCUGUGAAAUCAAUGGACAAAACAUUAUUGGACUCAAGGAUUCUCAGAUCAAGGAUAUUUUGACCACCUCUCCGACCGCCAUGACCAUCACCAUCAUGCCCAAGUUCAUCUAUGAACACAUGAUUAAGAGGAUGUCCACCGGCCUCCUGCGGUCAGCCAUGGAUCACUCUGUCCCAGAGGUGUGAAGACCAUGAGGAGGACUGUACAACUGUCUGGAUGUCUACAACACAGAGAUCUCUCUCUCUCUCGUUCUCUCUUUCCUUACUCAUAUCUUUAUCUCUCUCUCUCUCUCUCUCUCUCUCUCUCUCUCUCUCUCUCUCUCUCUUUCUGUCCUCAUACCAAAUCACCUCCUGCAUCGCAAUCAUCAUCGCCGUUUCUCAUCCUUAACAUAAUCUUAAGAUGCCUUUUUUUCUAUUCUUCAGUUCAGAAUAUUCUUCACCUUUUCUACAUUUUCCUCAUCUCUGUUGACAUUUGUACUUUUUAUAUGUUAACCUUGUAGUCUGAGUAUUACAUGUUUUUUUUUCUUGUUUUGUAUUUGAGAUCACGGGCAGUACAAAAUGUUUUUUAAGCCAUGCACACUAUCAUGAGUCCAGAGCUUCCUCCUCAGUGUGGAGAUGAAUCAUUGGCACAAGACGUUUCACCUUGUUAAAAAUGCUGUAACAGCCAAUGGUCAGUCAUCAGAGCCCUACAGUACCAUGUAGAUUACAGCUGUGCUCUCAAUCCCUGCACUUGGCCUCGUAAUGUGUGUACAUACAUAAUCUGAGCUGAACUAACACCUGGUGGGGGGGCCUCGUGAAAAAGUUUGCUGACGUUGUUCUAGAUUCCAGUGUACAGUUAUUUUUACUAGGCCAGUAAAAAUAAUAGGUUUUAGCAAAGGGUUGUUUUUAGUUUUCACCAUAUACUGGUGAAUAUUAGUGUUGAUUUUGGCAUCAAGAUUAUGAUCUUAUUUUAGAGACCCUAGAUUCCAACAUGCAAGUGAGAGAGGCAACAUCGCAGUUUCCACCUUCUCCAAGAGAUGACCAUGUGUCAUCGCAGUCAUAGAUAAAUAAUCAUCACGUUUAUUAUAAACAAGAGGAUUAUUUAUGAGUGUCUCUGUUUUGUUUUGUCCGUUUACAUCGCUACGACCGAUACAUUGUUCAGGAUGUGGAGCUGUGCACGCUGCUACUCUCUACUAUAGCUUGAUGUAUCAUUGCAUCUCAUUUCCUGUCUCUGUGAGCAAAUUUCACGAUGAGACGCUGACGUGUUCAAACUGUUGGUACUUGGAACACUGUGUGCACAUUCCAGGGGAAAGUGUAGGGAAAAGGCACAGCAGUAGACGUUUGUCGCCCUAUGCAGCUGGAACUUGGCCCUGUCCACAAACAUUAUGACAACAAUGAGAUGGUCAACGGCACAGAUGAGCAGGAUCCCAGCGCAGCAUGUGGGUGUUUGACUGAUUUAAGCGCUUCAAACUGUAACUUUUGAGGGCCUUGUUGGUAUUUGUUUGGACAGGGUCUGUGAUGGGCAGACCCACUAAGUGCACUUUUCCACUACCUUUUAAAAGGUUGACUUUCCUGUAUCCAUUUCAACAGUCAAGUCCGAUAGUUGUGUUCGUGGCGCCUCAUGUCAAUGUAUGUUAACUAUAGGAAACUGCUCAAAUUUGAUGCUGAAAAUCAUCUGCUCAGAUUAAAGGCAUUUAAAUUCCACAUCCUGUGUUUAGCUAGUGAACCUGCUCUCUUCUGCUCGGAGCUGUUAGUGGACUUCCCUCUGUAAUAUUCCUUCCUUGACUGAUGAGCACAGUGAGACUGAGCAGAGCUCACAGUUGUGAAUUUCUACUUGUUAUAUAGAGUUGCUCCUUUUAAUGCUGUUCAUGUUUGGAUGCAUGUAUUCCUUUAAUUUUCUAGGUAUGCAAUCUGAUAAACAUCCAUGUCAUUCUGUAAAAAAAAAAAUUAGAAAAAUCUAAAAGUUUAUAUACGAAUGUAACCAAGAUAAUAUUGUAAAACAAAUAAACAAUCUUUCUGUUCACGUUA
Seriola dumerili (greater amberjack) is the source of this 2869-nucleotide messenger RNA. It is a transcript of the gene sdcbp2, whose product is annotated as syntenin-1-like. The record is from RefSeq and is a predicted model, not a curated record. NCBI's taxonomy places the organism in Eukaryota, Metazoa, Chordata, Actinopteri, Carangiformes, Carangidae. Gene Ontology annotation, molecular function: protein binding. The transcript has 9 exons. Gene Ontology annotation, cellular component: plasma membrane; cytoplasm. Bases 140 to 1048 code for a protein of 302 amino acids.